Oppia nitens is the source of this 2358-nucleotide messenger RNA. Its product is annotated as ATP-dependent 6-phosphofructokinase-like. Gene Ontology annotation, biological process: canonical glycolysis; fructose 6-phosphate metabolic process; fructose 1,6-bisphosphate metabolic process. NCBI's taxonomy places the organism in Eukaryota, Metazoa, Arthropoda, Arachnida, Sarcoptiformes, Oppiidae. The record is from RefSeq and is a predicted model, not a curated record. Gene Ontology annotation, molecular function: fructose-6-phosphate binding; identical protein binding; 6-phosphofructokinase activity. The transcript has 11 exons. Bases 142 to 2358 code for a protein of 738 amino acids. Gene Ontology annotation, cellular component: cytoplasm; 6-phosphofructokinase complex.
UUUAAUUAAUGUUUGACAUUGUUUUUGUAUGUAAUGGUUGUUAAUUUUCAACAAAUAAAUCGAUUCCGUGAUUAUUAAGUGCUUUCACACUAUUAUUAAAUUGAAUUAAAUUUGAAUUGAAUUUGUGAUAAUUUGCAGUCAAUGGCAAUACAAACACAAAAUCAGUGCAAAGUUGUUGGGAUCCUCUCCAGUGGAGGCGAUUCCCAGGGUAUGAAUGCUAUUAUCAGAGCAGUUGUAAAGAUGGGACACUUGAAUGGCUUCAAAGUGUACUUUAUUUAUGAAGGAUAUAAUGGACUUAUUGACAGCAGUCUUAUCAUAGAAGCUGAGACAUCAUCAGUAGAUCACAUCAUAAAUAAGGGCGGCACUAUUAUUGGUAGUUCCCGUUGUAAAGAAUUCAGGACUUAUGAGGGCAGAGUUAUGGCGGCCCUCACUCUUAUUGAGAAAAGUAUUAUGAAUUUGAUUGUCAUCGGUGGUGAUGGAAGUCUUACUGGAGCUAAUAUUCUGAGAGAGGAAUGGCCUAAAAUUUUGAAGCAUUUACUACAGAAUAAUAAGAUAACACAAGAGAUGAAAGAAAAUAAUAGUGAUUUGAAUAUUAUUGGUAUCGUUGGUUCAAUUGAUAAUGAUUUUUGUAUGACUGAUAUAACAACGGGAGCCGAUACUGCACUUUAUCGUAUCGUUGAAGCAGUCGAUGCCAUUGCCACCACUGCGACCAGUCAUAAGAGAGUUAUGAUAAUUGAAGUUAUGGGCAGAAACUGUGGAUAUUUAGCACUUGUGUCUGCUCUGGCACUUGAGGCUACAUUUACUUUCUUUCCCGAAAAACCUCCAAACAUAGAAUGGCCCGAAUAUUUGACUAAAAAGAUUGAUUUUGAGAGAAAAACAGGACGAAGACUCAAUCUGAUAAUAGUAUCGGAGGGAGCACUUGAUGUCAAUGGAAAUCCUAUUACUGCAGAACAGGUCAAGAAAGUCAUCUCUGAAAAAGCCAAACGAGACGUUAGAAUAACUAUUUUAGGUCACACACAACGUGGCGGUGAAACUUCAGCCUAUGACCGCAUUUUGGGCACUCGUAUGGGUUAUGCAGCCAUUGAGGCUCUUAAAGAUGCAAAACCUAAUUUAGAGUCUUAUGUUUUAACAAUUCGUGGCAAUCAAAUACAGAAGACAUCACUCAUUAAAGCAGUUGAACAGACGCGUGAAGUGGGAACAGCUAUGAAAAACAAAGAUUGGCCCAAAUGUCUUGAGUUGAGGGGAAGAAGUUUUCAAAUAAAUAUUGAAACUUUUCUAAGCCUUUACGGAAUAAACAAAGAAAAAAAUGUCACACAAUUGGGAACCAAAUGUUUUGCAGUGAUUCAAGUGGGAGAACCGUCUCCCGGAAUGAAUGCGGCCGUCCUUUCAUUUGUCAGACAUAUUAUCAAUGAUAAAAAUAUUGUCUUCGGAAUCAAAGAUGGUUUUGAUGGUCUGAUUGCAGGUGAUUAUCGACAACUCAAUUGGUCGGAUGUAAAUGGUUGGACAUCACUAAGCGGAGCACUGUUAGGCACGAGUAAAGUUCCUCCAAGAAUGACAGGCGAACAAUUGAAUUUUGUGGCAAAUUAUUUCAAUCAAUUUCAAAUUAAAGGUCUUCUAAUUAUUGGUGGUUUCAGAGCUUUUCAAUUAGCCAUUAAUUUAGGAGAAAUUAGUAAAAAUGGCAAUAAUUUAAAAAUUCCCAUUUGUAUCAUUCCGGCCACUAUUGAUAAUAAUAUUCCGGGAACUGCCUUUUCAUUGGGAACCGAUUCAUCUCUCAAUGAAAUAACUCAUAUCUGCACUAAGAUUAUGAUUUCACUCAAAGGAACAAAAAGGAGACUAUAUAUUGUAAAAAUAGAGUCCGGCUUUUGUGGAUAUUUAACUGUUAUGUCAGCCAUGGCUUCGGGAGCAGACUUUUGUUAUCCAUAUGAAAGCAAUUUCAGUACUGAAUCUGUCAAAAAUGAUGCCAAUAUUAUGACCGAUAAAAUGAAAAAAAAUCACAAAAAUAGACUAAUCAUUGUCAACAGUAGAGCCAAUACAAAGCUCGACAAUCAAACAAUUGAAGACAUUUAUACAGAAGUUGGAAAUGAUAUCUUUACCACACAUUGUAUUGAUUUGAAUCAUUUGCAGCAAAGUCUGACUCCUUCACCAUUUGAUCGUAUAUUUGGUAUAAAACUCGGUUAUAAAUGUGCCGAAUGGUUGUCCAAUAAUGUCGAGUCAGACAAAUCGGUUGUCAUCGGAAUUGUUAAAACCAAAUAUUUAUUCACUGAUAUAUCGGAAUUAAUACAACAAACAGAUUUCGAAUAUGAAAUACCUAAAAACCAAUGGUUUAUGCAUUUUACAGAUAUCUUAAACAAGUCAUAA